AGAGGAAUGAGGUUGCAGAAACUGGUUUUUUUUUUUAAUCGCCCUCAUUGGGGGGGGUAGUGCCGGACCAGGCUAGGCCCUAGGAAACCCGGCUGGCCAUUUCGGCUCCGCAACAGCAGUGAAACCGAGAACGUGCGUGCGUAGCCGCGCGCAAUCAAGGACGCAUGUGCGUAACCGUGCGCAAUCGAGGACGCAUGUGCGUAACCGUGCGUAAUCAAGGACGCAUGUGCGUAACCGUGCGCAAUCUAGGACGCAUGUGCGUAACCGCGCGCAAUCAAGGACGCAUGUGCGUAACCGUGCGCAAUCAAGGACGCAUGUGCGUAACCGUGCGCAAUCUAGGACGCAUGUGCGUAACCGUGCGCAAUCAAGGACGCAUGUGCGUAACCGUGCGCAAUCAAGGACGCAUGUGCGUAACCGUGCGCAAUCGAGGACGCAUGUGCGUAACCGUGCGCAAUCGAGGACGCAUGUGCGUAAUCGUGCGCAAUCGAGGACGCACGUGCUUAAUCGCGCGCAGCCGGUGGUGCGCAAAGCACUUUGAUUUCAGAGAGUGCAGCCACUUUUCACUGAGAAUUGAGGGGGGAAGCCUUAACUUCUUUGACAAUGAUCUGUGUCUUGCCUGGGUUGUACCUUGGCAGCGCCAGCGAUGCUGCUGAUGUGCAAAGACUACAAGAGGCUGGUAUCACACACGUGCUGACAGUGGACAGUGAAGCGCCAAACGGGCUGGAUGGGUUCAUUACAAAGUUUGUUCAUUUAUUGGAUGAUGCCAGCGCAGACCUCCUGAGUUGUUUGCCUGCUUGUACAGACUUCUUGAAAGAGGCUUUGGGGAAAUCUGGUUUAUCUGUACUUGUUCACUGCCAUGCUGGGGUGAGCAGAAGUGCCGCAGUCAUCACAUCCUAUUUGAUGCACACCUCCAGACUUUCCUUGGAAGAUGCUUGCUCAAGGCUACAGGCUCUGAAAUCAGACAUCAAGAUGAAUGAGGAGUUUCUUGGCCAGCUCUCCCUUUAUGAAGCAAUGGGCUGUGAUGUGGACAUGACCUGUGCAAGCUACAAACAAUAUCGCCUGCAGAAAGUCACAGAGAAGUACCCAGAGCUACGGAAGCUGCCCCAAGAAGUCUUUGCUUCUGACCCUUGUUCCAUGGCCCAGACUGCAGAGGUUCUCUACAGGUGUAGGAAAUGCAGGCGCUCCUUGUUCAGGGAGGGCAGUAUCCUGAAUCAUGCCUUAGGCACUGGCACUGCUGCAUUUGCUCACAAACGGUUGCCCUCAAUACAGAAAGCAGACACCACAAAGUGCACCUCCUAUUUUGUGGAGCCCGUUCAGUGGAUGGCAGAAGCUCUGCUGGGGGUUAUGGAUGGACAGCUUCUCUGCCCAAAAUGUAGCUCUAAGUUGGGCUCCUUCAACUGGUACGGAGUACAAUGCUCGUGUGGUCGAUGGGUUACUCCUGCUUUCCAGAUCCAUAAGAACAGAGUAGACGAGGCGAAAAAUCUACAUAUCCGAGGCAUACAGCAAAGCAACACAUAAGAACAAGUCGUGAACGUUGGAAAUGGACAAUAGAUUAAUAUGGAGAAAACCAGAUGAAGUCACUGAACUGGUGUUGGGUUCCAGUACAGCUACUAAAUUCAGACUAAAUUUCAUGUGGACAACUGAUACUGGAUCCUGAUUGUAUAUUCCUUCGGCAUGUCACAUGCAAUGAUUUGCAUCAAAAAUGUUAAAAUAUUUUGUCAUAUAAA
Xenopus laevis (African clawed frog) is the source of this 1727-nucleotide messenger RNA. RefSeq names its product dual specificity phosphatase 12 L homeolog (gene dusp12.L). The transcript has 7 exons. Gene Ontology annotation, cellular component: cytoplasm; nucleus. Bases 601 to 1518 code for a protein of 305 amino acids. Gene Ontology annotation, molecular function: protein tyrosine phosphatase activity; protein tyrosine/serine/threonine phosphatase activity; hydrolase activity. The record is from RefSeq and is a predicted model, not a curated record. Lineage: Eukaryota; Metazoa; Chordata; Amphibia; Anura; Pipidae.